ACCCGCGCGUUAAUUCGCAGCGCGUUCAGCCAGGUCGUGGGCUCCAGAGGGUUCAGUGCCCGGCCUCGGAAGGGCACACAGUUUAGGGGCGGGGGGGACACAUCCUACAAAUGAAAAAAACCCAAAAAAACAAAUCAAAACAAAACUCCUGCAGAGGAGCCGCGGCUGUUUCAGUUAACCAAAAGCUCCAAAAGAAAAAGGAGCUAAUUCACUCAGGGAUCCGGGACUGAGCCAACCCGUGUCCACGGCCGCCCCCGCCCUGGGACACAUGCAUUCCUUUGUUGUUCAUGGAAAUGACACAGUUUUCAAGCCCUUCGGGAGCUCCUCGGCAAAGGCUAGCUAACGGCCAGGACAAACACAGUGGAAAAUGCAAAACAACGAAAUUAUAAAACCUGCCAAAUACUUCUCAGAAUUGGAAAAGAGUAUCCUGCUUGCUUUAGUAGAAAAGUACAAGUAUGUGCUGGAAUGUAAGAAAAGUGAUGCCCGAACUAUUGCCCUCAAGCAGCGCACCUGGCAGGCGCUGGCCCACGAGUACAACUCUCAGCCCAGCGUGUCGCUGCGGGAUUUCAAACAGCUGAAGAAGUGCUGGGAGAACAUCAAGGCUCGGACCAAAAAAAUUAUGGCCCAUGAAAGGAGAGAGAAAGUGAAACGGAGCGUCAGCCCCCUCCUGAGCACCCACGUGCUGGGGAAGGAGAAGAUCUCCAGCAUGCUGCCCGAGCAGCUCUACUUCCUCCAGAGCCCCCCAGAAGAGGAGCCCGAGUUCCAUCCGGACCCUGCGGCCCAAGAAUCAUUUGCUGUUUCAAAUAGAGAACUGUGCGAUGAUGAGAAAGAGUUCAUACAUUUUCCAGUAUGUGAGGGGACCUCUCAACCUGAACCCUCGUGUUCAGCUGUCAGAAUAACAACCAAUAAAAACUACAGGAGCAAAACCUCUCAGGAAGGUGCUUUAAAAAAGAUGCAUGAGGAAGAACACCAUCAACAAAUGUCCAUCUUACAACUGCAGCUGAUACAAAUGAAUGAGGUGCAUGUGGCCAAAAUCCAGCAGAUAGAGCGAGAGUGUGAGAUGGCAGAGGAGGAACACAGGAUAAAAAUGGAAGUUCUCAAUAAAAAGAAGAUGUAUUGGGAAAGAAAACUGCAAACUUUUACCAAGGAAUGGCCUGUUUCCUCAUUUAACCGGCCCUUUCCCAAUUCACCCUAAGACUUUGUGGGUGGUGCCCUUGUGAUUAAUCUGUGUUGGCAAAGAAAGUCUGGAACAUGAACUCGCGGUCAGUAAUUUGUAACUGAGCUACAUCUAGGAAAAUUAGAGUGGUAGUAGUCACUUAUUUAAGAAUACAUUCAGGUAAACAGCUGCACCCUCUGUACCCUCCCUAAGUGGCAAAGAAGCUGUUAGCAUCUUCUGAAAAUUAUCACUGAGUGCUAUAAUUCUGAAUGUAAUGUCUCUUAAUUAGAAUUCAUACAAGAA
Talpa occidentalis (Iberian mole) is the source of this 1459-nucleotide messenger RNA. It is a transcript of the gene MSANTD3, whose product is annotated as Myb/SANT DNA binding domain containing 3. The record is from RefSeq and is a predicted model, not a curated record. The transcript has 3 exons. Bases 368 to 1195 code for a protein of 275 amino acids. Lineage: Eukaryota; Metazoa; Chordata; Mammalia; Eulipotyphla; Talpidae.